Messenger RNA from Eruca vesicaria subsp. sativa (arugula), 2511 nucleotides. The record is from the annotation of a GenBank genome assembly. Lineage: Eukaryota; Viridiplantae; Streptophyta; Magnoliopsida; Brassicales; Brassicaceae.
GUUUAUUUGUUUUUGCUCAUCCAUUAGGACGCCACCCACGUUCUCUGUUCCUCAACCAUCAUCAACCACUGUCAAAUGUCAGCUUAUGGCCACUCUUCUCUUUCAGUUCAUGAACUUCCCCUCCAAUGGAAACUCAUCUCUUUCUCCUCUUUCUCUCACUCAUCCUCCUGUUCUUAUCCAAACCCGGAUCCGGAUUCGGAUCCUCCGGGCCUAUUGCUGCCUCCUUCGGAGGCAGCUCUGCUUUCUUCUGUGCUAUUGACGCUAGUGGUCGUCAAGAAGUUAUCUGCUGGGGCAAAAACUACUCAUCUCCUUCUUCUUCUUCUCCAUCCUCCUCUUCUUCAACUUCCCAAAGCUACAACAUUCCCUCCAUGGCCGUUCUCUCAGGUGGAAACGGGUUUCUCUGCGGUGUCUUGUCAAACACAUCUCAACCCUUUUGUUUCAGUUCACUUGGUUCCUCUUCAGGUAUGGAUCUUGUCCCUAUCUCUUACAGGACUACUGCUUACUCUCAGAUCGCUGCUGGAAACAGUCAUGUCUGUGCAGUCAGAGGAGCUUACUAUUCAGACCACGACUCUGGAACCGUAGACUGUUGGGAGAUAACAAGAACUAAAAACAACACUUUGGUCGGUAAAGAGAGUCCUAACUUCUACGAUCAGGAUGUUAGUAAUCUUGUCUUCAACAAGAUUGUCUCUGGUGAUGGGUUUAGCUGUGGUGGAAUCAGAGAAGGAGGGAUCCUCUGUUUUGGUCCAAAGGUUUCUACUUUAGGGCUUAACUCAUCUUCAGACAACUUCGAAGUCUUAUCCGCUGGAAAAAGCUCUGUCUGUGCGAUUCUAAACUCAUCUCGUGAGGUUAAAUGUUGGGGAGAUGAAGACUCUUUUGUUAACUCACCAUCUGAUGAGUCUAGCUUCGUUGCGUUAGCAUCUGGUCCUAACCAUUACUGUGGUAUCCGUGAAGAUACUCACGAGGUUGAGUGUUGGGGUAACGCUAACUUCUCGUUGAUACCUAAAGCUUCUGGCUUCAAGGCAAUAGCUUCAUCUGAUUCCAUCGUUUGUGGUAUAAGAGAAGAGGAUCUUGUUCUUGAUUGCUUCAUGGUUAACGGGUCUUCGACACUGGCCUACGAUCCUCCUUUAGAGCUUUGUAGUCCAGGGAUCUGUAGAACUGGUCCUUGCGAAGAAAAAGAGUUUGCUUACAACGCAAGUAACCUCAACGAACCUGACCUAACGAGUUUAUGCGUGAGGAAAGAGUUAACGCUCUGUUCUCCUUGCGGCUCGGAUUGCUCCAAGGGAUUCUUCUUGUCGAGUUCGUGCACCGAGAACUCUGAUCGAGUAUGCACGUCGUGCUCGCUAUGUCAGAACAGUUCUUGUUCUGACAUUUGUAAGGUUCAUAACCACGACGAUUCUUCAGACAAACAUUGGAAUCAGAUACAGAGACUUGUGCUCGUCAUAGGCUCUUGCGCGUCGGCUUUACUGAUUAUCAUAAUCUGUUGCUGCGUCGUGCCACGGUUUUUCAUUAGUCCUAACAAAGAAGACGGAUUCAAAUCUUGCAUAGGGAAGACCGAUCUAGACACGGAGCCGCUUGAAAUGAUCUCCACUGCUCCAUCGGUAACACCUUUCGCGCAAGUGUUUAGACUCUCCGAGCUUAAAGACGCAACCAACGGGUUUAAAGAGUUCAACGAGUUAGGCAGAGGAAGCUACGGGUUCGUCUACAAAGCCGUGUUAGCUGACGGGAGACAAGUCGCCGUCAAAAGAGCAAACGCAUCUACCAUAAUCCACACGAACGCUAGAGAGUUCGAAGCAGAGUUAGAGAUUCUAUGUAACAUUAGGCAUAGCAACAUUGUGAAUCUACUCGGUUACUCGACUGAGAUGGGAGAGAGGCUUCUUGUUUACGAGUACAUGCCUCACGGUACGCUUCACGAUCAUCUACACGGCGGGUUUUCGCCGUUGUGUUGGAGUUUAAGGGUUAGAAUCGCUAUGCAAAUUGCAAAAGGUCUUGAGUAUCUUCACGUUGAAGCUGAGCCUAGGAUUGUUCAUGGAGAUGUGAAGUCUUCGAACGUGCUUUUGGACUCGGAGUGGGUGGCUAGAGUUGCGGAUUUUGGGCUUGUGACAUCGUCUAAUGAUAAGAGUUUGGACAUUAAAAGAGAUGUUUAUGACUUUGGGGUUGUGUUGUUGGAGAUUUUGACCGGGAGGAAAAGUUAUGAUAGGGAUUGUGAUCCUCCGGAGAUUGUUGAAUGGGCGGUUCCGGUGAUUAGAGACGGCAAAGCGGUGGAGAUUGUGGAUAGAUAUAUUGCGUUGCCGAGAAAUGUUGAGCCGUUGUUGAAACUUGCUGACGUGGCGGAGUUGUGUGUGAGGGAGGAUCCGAGUCAACGACCAACCAUGUCGGAACUUGUGAACUUGUUGGAUGGACUGAUCUUGUAGUUUUUUUUUUUUUUGGUUAUUUUUGGGGUGUGAGUGUUGUGUAUUCUUUUAUAUCUGAAAUUUCAAUUGUAAAAUCAAAUAUUCAUACACAAUUUGUGAA